Messenger RNA from Sclerotinia trifoliorum, 3102 nucleotides. NCBI's taxonomy places the organism in Eukaryota, Fungi, Ascomycota, Leotiomycetes, Helotiales, Sclerotiniaceae. The record is from the annotation of a GenBank genome assembly.
CGAAUUACAUCAUCGUCACCAUAACGAACUUCCAGGGCUAAUCGGACUAUCAGCGCGACCCUGGGGAACUCCACGACUCACCCCCUGACUGGAUUAAACCAAGGAAUGAUCUGCAAUAUAUUUAUAUCCUCGUCUUCAUCUACUUAAUCAUCUCCAGCAUGCAAUGUCUGAGCAACGUCGAAAGGUAGUACCAGCACAACUGGGCUUUCUAGCCAUCUACAACCCUUCCUUAGGAACUACCGAUGAUACACUCGAUAACCAAAUUGUUUAUUAUUACCCCUCGAUCAAGCAAAAUGGACACAAAAGAGGGGCUUCUACGGAUACAAAAGAGGCGCGUGCAUUUGCGAAAGAGCAAAAGAAUGAACAGUUAAGGCAGAUUGGACUUGCCCAGGGAAUGGUAGAAUUCGGAAGGAGUUUUUCUGAGGGUAAAUCUGUGGAUACUGUAGAGACUGAGAAGUCUCGUAUCAUUCUCCAUGAAUUGGAAUCUGGCUGGUGGAUACUGGCUGUUAGUAACUUCAUUCUUGAGUUAGCUGGUUGUACUAAUUUGUGCACAGUCAAUCAAUCUCACCAUAUUGCCAGGCACAAAAAAGAUACCAGCUACCAAAGGCAAACCUGCCGAAGAACAAGAAACUAUCGAAUAUUCUUCCCGAGAAGUUAAACCCGCGAUAUUACUCCUUGGAGAUAUUUUACGAGCGCACUCAACGUUCCUCCUCCAUCAUGCCACCUCAAUGAGUGCCCUUUUUGUUCGAACAAGACGUUCCAAAUUUGUGAGCAUACUGGGUAGAUAUUGGGAUACAUAUCUUUCGACGUGGAAUGUGCUUAUGCAUGGCAAUCCUGCGAAUAAUUUAUAUGGUGGAAUAAAAGUUGCUGCGUGUGGAGAACUUGGCGUAGGGGUUGGGGAAGAAGAAAGAGGUAGUGGUGAAAGAGAAGUUCUCGAAGGGUUCGUUGGACAAAUGGAUGGACUUGUAGAUGUGAUAGUUUCAAGAUUUGGCGAUGCACAAUCAAGCCCGAAAGACGAUGCCAAUAAAGGAUUUACAGAUCAACGGUCGACACAAUCUGCUCCUUGGUUAGGUUCUGGUGAUGAACCUGCAACAGAAGAUGGUGCAAUUUUCCUUGGUACUGGAGCUUUGUCAAGGAAAUCACUAAGAAAUAUUUCACAUUGGGUUGAGGAUCUUUAUAGAUGGGGUCCAUAUGCUUAUGGGGUUAUUGACAAUCCUUCUUCCACUCGUCGCGCGAAGAAGCUACCUAAGCCUAAGCCAAGAGUUGAACCAAAAGUUAAGCAUGCAAAGAAUGCUGCUCGACCAACAUCUAGUCUAAGUAAGGAGAUACCAAUUUAUGAUGGCCCUCAUGAUGGACCUGAACCUAGUCGAUCGUUGGGUAUUAAUACAGCGGAGCCUCGACAACUGGCAGAAGAAGGCAGUCAGGGUGAUCGAGCCAAAUCCAAACUCAAAUCACCACGUCCACCGUCACGUAGAAAUCCUGCAAGUCAUACCAGUACUGAAGGCACUGAGGGUACAGACGGCGAAUCAAAGGGCAACAGAUUUUCGCAAUACUUGAAGUUCGGUUACGGAACUCAUUGGUCCCUAGGUGGGGCCACAGCAAAAGAAGAAGAACAAAGCAAAUCCUUGACAGCCUCAGCUACUCCUAUUCCUCCAAUCGAUGGAACGAUUGACGCAACGGAAGGAUCAGUACAUGCAAUUGGAUUUGAUGACUCCAGAGGUCAUUAUCUAGUAGGUCUAAUGGGUGAUAUGGAAGCUGAAAUGGAUCUACCCGCCGAUCUCAACGCCGAAGGUGAAGAUACUGAAGGGAAAAAUGAACGACUUGUACUUCGUACAUUAACAGUAGAAUUGGAACGUGAAGAAGAUUUUCGUCAAGAAGCUGAUAUCAGCAUUGAUUAUUCCGACUUUGGCUCAUCAAUCAGACGCACCAGCGGUUCUGAACGUACCGGCACUUCCAACGCUUCAUUCGAAAGUCAAGAUCGAAAUAAAGCGAGAAAAUUAAGAGUAGUGGCUUAUGCAAGUAAACCUUUCAUCUUCAUUUUUCUCUUUGAAUUACGAGCAGAUUCUCUAGCAUUACAAGGUCUAUAUCGAUCUCUUCAUAAACAACUUCAAUCUCUCAUCAAACCACUUCUCAAAUCUACAUCUUUUCGCGCAUCCAGACCCGAUGUAUCCAUUUCUCCUUUAGCCAAUACAAGCAACCCAACGGCUCCUGUUUACGAUCUUCUUUGGGACCCUAAAACACUUACCAUUAAUUCAAAUAUCCCUAAUAUUCCCGAUCCUCAACAAGUCCAAACACAAGAACAAGCAAAUCGUCUCCCUUGGUCUCGCGUUGAGGCUUUGAAUACUCACCUUCAAAUCCUCCAUACAUAUAUCGCAACGACUACUGAUAUAAACACAUUGGAACGAACAGCUAAAACAUCAAGAGGAUAUUGGAUUCUUUGGACACGCAUUCCCUCACCUCCAGAACCAACCCCGAUUCGGGAUACAACUCCAAAAGUUAACAUACCAUCCCUCAUACCAGAAGAUUCAGCAGAAAGUCAAACAAGUAAAACUUUCAUGGGGGAAAUAAGUGAUAAGGGAAGAAAAGAUAAAGGUGGAAGAAGUGGUGCAACUAGUAUGGCACAAACAGGUGGGACAAGUGUCAGUGGACCUGCACAUCCGUUUUUGGAUGAUGGGGCUGGACCUGGGGGAACGGAAAGGAGUAGAGAUAAAGAGAUCUUUUUAAUUAGACGAGCCAGUGACUAUGUGGAGACUGGGCAAGGAAGGAGCUAUGGGUAUGGAUAUGGAUAUGGCUAUGCGGGGAGUUGGAUAGGUAGUCCAGGAGGUGCAAGCGGGGGUGGUGAUGCGGGAUGGGGUGCUGCGGGCUUGGGACUCGAUACUAAGAGGUAUAUUGAGGGAUUGUUGAGUUUGAAUCGAUAGGGUGUAUAUAUGUAUGUGUGUAUGCAGUACUGCUGCUAAGAGAAGGAACCCCUGGAACAGAUAUAUAGAUGAUGGGGCGGAUAGAGAUUCGAGAAGAGUAUGUGUGUGUGUGUGUGUGUAAGAGUAUAGUUAGUAUAUCACUUAUAUUAGUUUAUUUUUAUAUAUGUAGCGGAAUUAGAUUAUA